GACAAGCUAUCAGCUGGGGACAAGACAGACGCACAUAAUUCACAGCGUUUAAAUUCAAUAGUGGCGCUCCACUAAUCAAGCGCCAUAAUUGUGCGAGUUAAUAAAUUCGAGAAAAUAUUUGCUUAGCUAAUGAGAAUAAAUACCAACAAAAAGGAAACCCGCAUGCAAUGUUGCAGCAAUUUCGUAGUUCAGUAACGUGUAAACAGUUGCAGGCGUCGAAUCGCGCGGCCUUCGUGGCGUAUACUUGAUAAUUCGAAAAUUAAAUCUUAGUUAUUUACUUUUAUCCUGCGUGCAAAUAUGUUUUCGUAUUUUUCCAUACACACAACACUAGUUAUUUUAUUGCUAUAUUUUGUACAAAAGGCCCAAUGUCGUCCUCAAGGCACGGAGAGAAACGCCGUCCGGAUUAAUCCACUGCGUAAUGGCCGUUACAUACCCAAGUUGCAUGGCGCUGAUCGUGGGAAGUAUAUACCCGACGAAAGUGGGAAAUAUCAUCAUGUUAAAGUGCCUUAUAACGGUGGUUAUGGGGAUCGUGGCCAGAUGUACGUUCACGAUGAUCGUGGUCUGCCGCCGCAUCAGUUCGGCACGCCGAAUGGCUUCCAAUUGGGACCGAAGGAUCACUUGCGCUUCUCUAUAGAUUUUAAUUAUGAUGGCAGUGGUUGGCAAAUCGUGCAGUUCGAGUGGGUGAACGACGAUGACGUAAAGAUGCAUUACGACUACAAGUAUGAAAACCAACUGUGGCCUGCGGAUUAUGUAGAUGUGAAUGCUGAUACGGAAUCGACUGCGACAGAGGAAACAACGGAAGGAGAUACGACUAAUGUGCAUGUUUCGGGCGAGUACCAAGAUGAUAUCUAUAAUGUGAAAUAUACGAAUGACAAUGAGCUAAAUGCUCCGAGUCAAUUCAACAUUCAAGCGACUAUAAGUGAUGUGCUCGAUUACAUUCAGACAAAUGUGUUGCCAACACUAACGUAAAAAGACAGCAUUUACUCUGGUCAAAAACCUUUUAUUUUUCUUGCUACUAAUUAUCACUCUUGUAAUAUAUUUAUACUGUGCCUGUAAACACUGGAACUUAAAAUAUUUUUUUUAAAAAUGUCAAUACGUAAUAGUUUAGAUCUUUCAUCAUUGCCAAAUGUUUAGCUGAUCUUCACUUUUCUUCUCCGAUUGCCGAGUCGAUUUGAAGACCUCUUUACCUUUGAAAUGAGUUCACCUGAAAGGUUGUGCUCUAAACUUUUUUAACAUUUAUAUUAACAAUUGCUUAAUGUAUAUUUAUAUAGAAAUCAGGUAUAAAUUGCUAUAACGAUUGAACGAAUAUAAUUAAAAUGUCAAAAA
This is a messenger RNA of Bactrocera oleae (olive fruit fly), 1326 nucleotides long. RefSeq lists its product as uncharacterized. Lineage: Eukaryota; Metazoa; Arthropoda; Insecta; Diptera; Tephritidae. The record is from RefSeq and is a predicted model, not a curated record.